AUGAAUAUUCGCUUAAUAUGGUGGACGGUUAUAGCCACUUUGGCUUCUAAAAGACUUUGUGGUUUUAAAACAAAAUUUACGAACUUACAAUGUGACGAAUUCGAUAAACCAUUUGCCACGUUCAAGACAUGUCGACUUAAAGCCCUUUCCCGUCACCAAGUUUCUCUCAAUGUGCACGUUCAAUUACAUCAGGUUCCGGUCAAUAACGUAACAAUCAAUGCCCAAUUAUUGAGAAAGGGCUAUGACAACGGCUACAAGCCUUUUAUGUACAACAACACAGCCGAUUUUUGCCAGUUUUUGAAAUCAUCUUCACGGUAUAUGUUUUGGAAAAUUAUAUUUUUCAAAAUAGUUCGACCGAUAUCGAAUAUUAAUCACAGCUGUCCGUUUGAUCAAAAUAAAGCUCACGUCAACAACAUUGCAUUUUUAGUCUUCUACUACUCCUCCCAAUCGCCCGCCCACAAAACUAGCAUCUAUCCAAAUUCCAUCAUGCCAUAUGAGCCUCGUGCUUCAUCAUUCUUAUAUUAA
Molecule: messenger RNA, 525 nt
Organism: Stomoxys calcitrans (stable fly)
Lineage: Eukaryota; Metazoa; Arthropoda; Insecta; Diptera; Muscidae
Exons: 3
Coding region: 1-525 (174 amino acids)
Source: RefSeq, a predicted model, not a curated record